AUGGCCCUAAAAUUUGCUGCAAAUUUAAAUUUUCUAUUUACGGAGAAGGCCUCUAGCAUUGUCGAAAGAAUUUGUUUGGCUCAUCAGCAUGGAUUUCGAGCUGUGGAAUUGACGUGUCCAGAAGAUGAAACAAAAAGGCAAAAAGUGUUGGCCACAAUUGAGGAUACUGGUAUUGCAGUUAGUCUGGUGAAUCUGGCUACGGAUCGAACAAAGGAUGAACUAAAAUGGGGCUCAACUGGCAUUCCAGGAGCAGAGAAACUAUUUCAACAGCAAUUGAAAUCAACCAUAGAAUUUGCCAAAGCUGCAAAGUGUCAAAAAAUACAUCUUAUGUCAGGUCUACUUACAGAUAAUGAAAUUGAAUGUGAUUACAAUAGAACCUAUUUGGCCAAUUUGAAGUUGGCUGCCGAUAAAUUAAGAUCGUCCAAUAUGAUUGGCCUUGUAGAGCCAAUAAAUCCAUAUUAUGUACCUAAAUACUAUAUGGAUUCCUAUGUGAAGGCCAGAGAAAUGCUAGAAUCGGUUCAAUGUGAUAAUAUUAAGCUAUUGGUCGAUCUAUAUCAUUUGCAGUCCCUAAAAGGCAAUGUGACACGUAGUCUCGAGGAGUAUGGCAAACAAAUAGGACAUUUUCAAAUCGCUCAAGUUCCGAAUCGUAAUGAGCCAGACACGACGGGUGAACUUGAUUAUGCAUAUAUAUUUCAAAUAAUACAAGAAUUUGGCUAUACAGAUUGGAUUGGCUGUGAAUAUAAGCCAAAGACAACAACAGUUGAGGGUUUAAAUUGGUUGCAAAAGUUUGGUUUUAAGCUGUGAUCAAAUAAAAGUAUAUAUGAAAGUUUGAAAAA
Messenger RNA from Drosophila willistoni, 836 nucleotides. Its product is annotated as putative hydroxypyruvate isomerase. Gene Ontology annotation, molecular function: hydroxypyruvate isomerase activity. Gene Ontology annotation, biological process: glyoxylate metabolic process. NCBI's taxonomy places the organism in Eukaryota, Metazoa, Arthropoda, Insecta, Diptera, Drosophilidae. Bases 1 to 804 code for a protein of 267 amino acids. The transcript has a single exon. The record is from RefSeq and is a predicted model, not a curated record.